Anolis sagrei ordinatus is the source of this 5924-nucleotide messenger RNA. The record is from RefSeq and is a predicted model, not a curated record. NCBI's taxonomy places the organism in Eukaryota, Metazoa, Chordata, Lepidosauria, Squamata, Anolidae.
GGUUGGGCUGCUUUGGGUUUGCGGGGCAGUGCGGUGCAGAGACCGGAGGAGCGAAGAGGGCGAAGGAGGAGGAGGAGGAGAAGCAACGAGUUGGGAAAACAAGAGCGAAGGAAGGGAGCGGGGGGACUUCUUUGGCUUCGGGGGGACGGAGGAGGAGUGGCGAGAGGCCCGGCGCCGGGACUGGCUCUCUCUCUGUGUCGUCCAAGUUUAUUUCUUGCCGGUGCAGCAUGAAGAGCGGCGAUGGCACGUCGCGCUAAGACGGCGGUGCGGACGCUGGAGGAUCUGACGCUGGACUCGGGCUAUGGUGGCGCGGCGGACUCGGUGCGCUCCUCCAACUUGUCGCUGUGCUGCUCCGAGCCCUCCUCCUGCUCCGAGUCCCCCCUCCCGGCGGCGGUGGCCAAGGCGCAUGGGGCCAAGGGCUGGCCGCCUCUAGCCUCCGCCUUCGCCGCCUCCAUGCACAGCCGCCACAACAGCUUCGACACCGUCAACACCGUCCUGGGCGAGGAGGGCGAGCUGGGCGCGCUGGGCGGCUGCGGGCCCGGGCAGUACUGCGCCCGCCUCCUGCCCGACCUCGAGGAGCUGCCCUGGAGCCUGGCCGAGGUGGAGGCGCUGCUCUGGCUCCUCCGCCGCCCGCCUCCUCUUCCUCCUCCUCCCGCCAGGAAGGAGCCCCGAGCCGCCCUCUUGCACCCUUCUUGCGCCACCACCAGCUCCAGCAGCUCCUCCACCAGCCUCAGCUUGAGCCGCAGUAGUGCCGGAGGAGGAGGGGAAAGAGGAGGAGGAUGCGCGGCUUCCCGGGACGCCGUCUCGCGCCUCUCCGCCGUGGUGGGCCGGGCCCUGCUGAGACUGGCCCGCGAAGCCCAGCGCCUGAGCCUCCGCUUCGGGAAAUGCACCAAGUACGAGGUGCAGAGCGCCCUGGAGAUGGUGCUGGGCUGGAGCCUGGCGUCCAGCUGCACCUCCGCCGCCCUCGGCGCCCUCUCGCUCUACAACAUGAGCAGCGGAGGAGGAGGAGGCGCCUCCGGGGACCGCUUCAGCCGGGGCAAGUCGGCCCGCUGCGGACUCACCCUCUCCGUGGGCAAGUUCUACCGCUGGAUGGUGGACAGCCGCGUGGCCCUCCGCAUCCACGAGCACGCCGCCAUCUACCUGGCCGCCGGCGUGGAGAACCUCUUCCGAGAAAUCUACGCCCGGGCCCCAGCACAGCCCGCUCCUCCCGCCGCCUCCCCCUCCUCCCCCUCACCUGCUUCACCACCAGACACAACAACAACAACAACAGCAGCAGCAGCAUCUUCCCCCUCCCCCUCCCCCUCUAAGCAACCCCCCGCCCCAGUUGCCCCCUCCUCCGCCGCCUCCGCAUCACCACCCAGCAACGCCAGCAGCAGCACCGCCGCCAGCGCCAACGCGGUGGCUGCCCACGAAGCGCCCAAGUUCACCCUGGAGGGCCUGGAGCAAGCCAUCAGCAACGACUCGGAGCUCUGGGGCCUGCUGCAGCCCUACCAGCACCUCAUCUGCGGGAAGAACGCCAGCGGUGUUCCUUGUCUGCCAGAAAGUCUGAAUCUUCACAAAGAGCAGCAAAGGUCAAAUAAACCCGGGGAAGUCCAGAUGUUUAGCCAGUCUGAGCUACGAACCAUUGAACAAUCUUUGCUUGCAACCCGCGUAGGAAGCAUUGCAGAACUCAGUGACCUGGUGUCUCGAGCAAUGCAUCACCUGCAGCCACUCAGUGCAAAGCAACACAGCAACAGCACUCCCAUGCACCAAAAGCAGGGGUCAAUAUACUGGGAACCUGAAGCUUUGUACACACUCUGCUAUUUUAUGCACUACCCACAGAUGGAAUGGGAGAACCCGAACGUGGAACCCUCCAAAGUCACCCUCCAGACAGAAAGGCCUUUCAUAGUGCUGCCGCCUCUGAUGGAAUGGAUAAGAGUCGCUCUGGCUCACGCAGGGCAUCGGCGCAGUUUCUCCAUUGACAGCGAUGAUGUACGGCAAGCGGCCAGGCUUUUGCUACCCGGAGUUGACUGUGAACCUCGGCAGUUAAAAAUCGAUGACUGCUUCUGUGCUUCUCGCAAACUGGACGCAGUGGCUACAGAAGCAAAGUUCAAGCAGGAUCUGGGUUUCCGAAUGCUGACCUGCGGCCGUACCGAUCUGGUCAAACAGGCUAUCUCUUUACUGGGCCCUGAUGGAAUUAACAGCAUGAGUGAACAGGGGAUGACUCCACUGAUGUACGCUUGUGUGAGGGGAGAUGAAGCAAUGGUCCAGAUGUUGCUGGAUGCUGGAGCAGACCUAAACGCCGAGGUUGUCAGUACUCCUCAUAAAUAUCCAUCCGUCCACCCUGAGACCCGCCAUUGGACUGCUCUGACAUUUGCUGUAUUGCAUGGACAUAUUCCUGUAGUCCAGUUGUUGCUGGAUGCAGGUGCCAAAGUAGAAGGUUCGUUGGAACAUGGUGAAGAAAACUAUUCGGAAACUCCCUUGCAACUGGCAGCAGCUGCUGGAAAUUUUGAACUGGUUAGUCUCCUUUUGGAACGAGGAGCCGACCCCAUGAUUGGAACCAUGUACAGGAAUGGCAUUUCCAUGACGCCGCAAGGUGAUAUGAACUCCUUCAGCCAGGCGGCUGCACAUGGACACAGAAAUGUGUUUCGUAAGCUGCUUGCUCAGCCAGAGAAGGAGAAGAGUGAUAUCCUGUCCCUGGAGGAGAUACUGGCGGAGGGAACUGACUUGGCAGACGGCGCUCCCGCACCUUUAUGUGCCAGCCGCAACAGCAAGGCCAGACUGAAAGCUCUGAAGGAAGCAAUGUAUCACAGUGCCGAACACGGAUAUGUGGAUGUUACCAUUGACAUCAGGAGCAUAGGUGUCCCAUGGACUCUUCAUACAUGGCUGGAAUCCUUGAGGACUGCUUUUCAACAGCACAGAAGACCUCUUAUCCAGUGCUUGCUAAAAGAAUUUAAAUCCAUCCAGGAGGAAGAAUACACUGAAGAACUCAUCACACAAGGAUUGCCUUUGAUGAUUGAGAUCUUGAAGGCAAGCAAGAACGAAGUGAUUAGCCAGCAAUUGGCUGCCAUUUUCACACAUUGCUAUGGACCCUAUCCUAUUCCCAAGCUUGUUGAAAUCAAACGCAAGCAGACAUCUCGCUUAGAUCCCCAUUUCCUUAACAAUAAAGAAAUGUCAGAUGUUACAUUCCUUGUGGAAGGAAGACCAUUUUAUGCACACAGAGUAUUACUAUAUACAGCAUCCCUAAGGUUUAAAGCUCUUUUGUCCAGCAAACCUGCAUCUGACAGCUCUUUUAUUGAGAUCAGCUAUGUGAAGUAUCCCAUUUUUCAGCUUAUUAUGCAGUAUCUCUACUAUGGAGGUGCGGAGUCACUUCUCAUUAAAAACAAUGAAAUCAUGGAGCUUCUAUCUGCUGCUAAAUUUUUCCAGCUUGAAGCAUUGCAACGACACUGUGAAAUCAUCUGCGCAAAAAGUAUCAACACAGACAAUUGUGUGGAUAUUUAUAAUCAUGCCAAGUUUCUUGGAGUCACAGAAUUGGCUUCCUAUUGUGAGGGUUAUUUUCUUAAAAAUAUGAUGGUUCUAAUUGAAAACGAAGCUUUUAAGCAGCUGCUAUAUGACAAGAAUGGAGACUCACCUGGCCAAAACGUACUACAAGAUUUACAGAGGACGUUGGCAGCACGGAUCCAGUCAAUCCAUUUGUCGUCUUCAAAAGGCUCCAUUGUAUAAAAUUUCAGGAAGGAUGUGAAGUUUUCAGAAAGGCAGGAAAGGCACUGCAAGUGAAAGGUGGCUGUUGCAGCUUCUCGGCGUUCUUUUUCCUUCUGGAGUCUUAUAUUGUGGGCCAAAGGUGCUGUCACUUACUUGAAUCUUCUUCUCUUGGGCAAGAGGUUGUGGUACAUGUGACUCCUAUGCAUUUUCGGAACCGCAAGGAUGUAUUGCUCUCCUGGGAAUUUACUGUUCAGAUUCUGAACACAGAAGUGCUGUCGUGCAGCUAAUGCCAACAAGAGGGUGAGCCACAUUCUGGUGAAUAGAAGAAGCCCCGCAUGGAACAAGGAUGCCAUGGAACAAUGAUUUUAUAAAGCCAACACAUCAGGUUGUUUUUUUGUUACACUGUGUCAUACAUUUUUUUUGUGAGAGCAGUACUGUUCUCUGUCUCCCACAGUUCAUUGUAGUAUGCAUCUAAGAAACACACAACCUGAUAGCUGCUCUUUAGCAAGAGUCAAAGAACUGGUUAGAAAUGAGAAAAUACAUGUAUAAGCAAAUGUCUAGUGGUGGAAACUUUUUCAAAUUCUUCAUUUAAAAUGGAGCAGCUUUGCAGUUUUAAUUUCCCCCUCCCUUAUGUUCCAGAUUCCAAAGCUAUUAUCAAAAGAGAUAUAUUUGAGAAUGUAUAUAACAUGUUAAAUUUGGGUUUGUAGCUUUGCUUCAUUUUUUUUCCAAUGGUAAAAUGUAUAUUGUGGAAAUGAGCACCGGAAAAUGGUUUUCAGUUCAUAUUCUGCUUUACUUAACAGUGGUAUAAUCCUGCCUGAAUGGCUAUGGUUACACCAAAGAGGUGCACUUACCAAGGACUCCGUUGUUUGGUUUGGGGGAAAUUCUGCAUGCUAACUGUGGUUUGGGGUUUUAAAACAGCAAUGAAAUUCAACAUGCAUUUGCAUGGUAAUGGUACCUGUAAACUGUUAACGUUUGUGCUUAAUUUUUCAGAAAAAAAAGGCAAUGCAAUGUUAGGUUUGUUGUUUUUUUUUGUCAAACGCCAUUUUUUGUGAAGUUCUAUUUCAGGAUUUUAUUUUCUGGUUGCACACAAUUUCCAUGUAGAACAGUUUUAAAGAUGAUAGUUUCUAGUUAUUCUAUGUGAGGGGUCAAUCCAGGGUCUUUAUUCAAGAGAAAUGAUAGUAUUUUGCUACUGGGCAGAAAUUAUGAUGAAGAUGAUUUAUUUUAAUUAUAUAUUAAAUAUGUACUAUAGAGUGAUUUCUUGAAGUCAGCUGAGAAUGUGUAGGUUAUAUGCUUAUGGAGGCCUUUAACAGGCCUUGAGUUAUUUAGUGACAUAUUUUAAGCAAACUGUUUUAAGUGCCACGCUAAUUCUUGACCAUUUGCAGUUCGAUCAAAUAGUUUUGCAAGAACCACAGUAAAGAGUUAUUUCACCACAGUCUUUACCAUAUGACCUUUUUCUUGGCAGAAGAGUGUGAAUUUACCUGCCUUUGGGGAAAUCGUGACUGGUUGAUAAACUCUGGAAAUUUUCAUAGUACCAGUGUAAGGUAAAUCCUAGGUCUCUUUUUUUAUAAAGGUGCUAAUUCACAUUUACAGAUUUUUGGCAUUGUCCAGGAAUACAAUUUUUGUAUCAGACAACAGGAGAAAAAGGAGCUAUUCUGUGUCUCUGAACUUCAAAAUCCUUCUGAACCAUUUGUGGAACAGUGCAAAAUUGCCUAACAUACUAUUAAUAUUAGAGAGGCACAGUCUGGCGAUGGAGGCAGAAUGGAGUAACACAUCUCCCUUCCUAGAUCUUUUAUAAUAAGUUUGGAUAAUGUUGUUUCCUGAGGCAGAGAACAAUAUGGCGCCCCGCUCCAUUCCAUUCAUAGAUGCCCAUUGGACCAGUAGUUGCCUCUUACUUCAACACACUGGCUGUGGAGUUAGCAUCCUUCAUCAUAGCUAAAGGUUUGCUGGAAGUAGAAUAAGGAAGAGCUGAUCAAGAUUCCUUCGUCGUGCUUCCAUUAUAUUUGCUAUGCUUCCUCAAUCUAUUAGUACACAAAAGAUGAGUUUUUAUAAUAACUCAUCAGUAGCACUCAAAAGCCUUGAGUGCAUUAAUUGCUAAGCUGCCAAAGAGUGAGUGGUGGCCACCAAUGCAGCCAAAAGUCUUUGUAGGCGCUUACACCAACAACAUCAAGGAUCGUUGGAAUGUAUCACGUACGUGAAUGUUGUUAACAAGGGAAAUAAACCAAAUGGUUUUUAAACCAAAUGAA